AUGGAGACGUGCGUGUUGAUUCCGCAGGAGUUUGCGCUAGCCGUGACUGGUUUGGGAGCACGCAAUUCCCGUGAACAAACCGCUACCGUGUGGUCAAAUACAACCAUUCCCCAGGGCACCCUCUGCUAUCCCUUUCAAGGCACGGUGCGCAUCGAUAAAUUGGACGUUUAUUCCACCAUCGAGGAGGACGACAUUCGACACCGGUUCGGCUUGUACGAUGAGAUUACGGCUGUUAACGGACGAACGGUGCGACAUUGCAACUGGAUCCGGUUCCUACGAGUGUCGGAAACGUACGGCCCACAGGUGAACGUGGUGUGCGCCAAGGUGAAAGGUGAACCGAUCUACGAGAUCGUGAAGCCGAUCCCGUCACAUCAGGAGCUCGUGGUGUACUACUUGCCCGAGGGUCCCGAAGAACUCUUCUUCAUACGGAUGCGGAGUCAGCUGUACCGUCAAACGAUGGACUCGAUCCUGGAAGAUUCGCCUCUGGACCUCUCAACAUCGCUCCUUUCGCGGGUGAUGCUGCCGAUCUCACCUUCGUCGGGUGCCGAGGACGAACAUAAGUCGGUGUCGGGCGACGACUCAUCGAUCUCGAUCUCGUCUGGAGCCAGCACUGGUGGAGAUCGGUGCGAUGGAGCACUGGAUCUGGAGCUGGCCGCUAUCUCCACUGGAGGAGGAUCACGUGCUUCACCAAAGGCUCGUCCUUCAGCGCGUUCUGAACGAGCCAUGUUGCCCUGUGAGGUGUGUGGGAAGGCGUUUGAUCGUCCUAGUCUGCUGAAGCGGCACAUGCGCACACACACCGGUGAAAAACCACACGUUUGUGGUGUAUGCGGCAAGGGUUUCAGCACGUCCAGCUCGCUCAAUACCCACGUCAGGAUACACUCGGGCGAGAAACCCCACCAGUGUCAGGUGUGCGGCAAACGGUUCACCGCCAGCUCCAACCUCUACUACCACCGCAUGACGCACAUUAAGGACAAACCGCAUAAAUGCAGCCUUUGCUCGAAGUCCUUCCCGACACCGGGUGAUCUCAAAUCUCACAUGUACGUACACAACGGUUCCUGGCCGUUCAAGUGUCACAUCUGCUCGAGAGGGUUCUCCAAGCAGACGAACCUGAAGAACCAUCUCUUCCUGCAUACAGGUGACAAGCCGCACGUUUGUGAGAUCUGCAACAAGUCGUUCGCGUUGGCCUGCAACCUGAAGGCGCACAUGAAGACGCACGAGGACACCACCUCUAGCCACGAGGGCGAAUCCAACCGCAGCACGCACAGCCACAGCGAGGGUGAGGAGUCGAAUUCGUCACCAUCGUCCCUGCAGGGUAGUUCCAGCGCAUUUGAGAAGGCCGACACCGACCGGCUGGCCAAUUUCUCCAAACACCUCCUGUUCUCGAGCUACACCAAACAGAUGCUGUCCGGAGUUGGCUGA
This is a messenger RNA of Anopheles nili, 1419 nucleotides long. RefSeq names its product zinc finger and SCAN domain-containing protein 2-like. Gene Ontology annotation, cellular component: nucleus. The record is from RefSeq and is a predicted model, not a curated record. Lineage: Eukaryota; Metazoa; Arthropoda; Insecta; Diptera; Culicidae. The coding region runs from base 1 to 1419 and encodes 472 amino acids. The transcript has 5 exons.